Drechmeria coniospora is the source of this 1305-nucleotide messenger RNA. RefSeq names its product putative metallopeptidase. NCBI's taxonomy places the organism in Eukaryota, Fungi, Ascomycota, Sordariomycetes, Hypocreales, Ophiocordycipitaceae. The record is from RefSeq and is a predicted model, not a curated record. Bases 1 to 1305 code for a protein of 434 amino acids. The transcript has a single exon.
AUGCCCCAUCCUCCUCCUCAUCCUCUCCCGUACGUGACAGGUGACGGGAGAAGACCGGCCGACGAGGACUACUCUCUCGAUCCGCAUGAUAAUACUGAGAGACGUAGAGACGUUGACUCCUUCAGCCUGAACAGAGGUGCCGACGGCCGUGAUGUCGAAUCCUUGGACCAACCCUCCUGCCGAACCUCCGACGCAGUCCCCUCCCAUUAUUUGCCUCUUCACUCGGUGCCCGUCCAGAAUCUUGCAUUUCUCGUCAUCCGCGAAGAUGCCGUGCCGCUAUCCUCGCCCUCACCCUCUCCAGAGCCGCGCCUCGUCCAGGCCGAGGCCGAGUAUCGGCACGAUAUCGGUCCUGGUCGUGAUCAGAACCAGCAGCAGGGAAACAUGCGCAUGGCCAACGCCACGCCUGCCGACGCCGACGCUUCCCUGGACCCCCCAUGCUGCCCCGUCCCGGCUCUCGAGCACACCCAGUCGGGCCUCUCCAUCUCCUCCUCGGCCUCGGCCAGCGACUCCCUCCUCCUCUACGACGCAGCCGACCCAAGCUCCCUAUCGGACCUGGCCGCCGCCCGCCUCGUCCGUCAGCACCUCGCUUCCUUUCGCCGACGCUCCCCGGACUCGCAGUCCGAGCGGAUUCUCCGCGCCCUCAUCGCCCCCAAGUCGCGCGGUGCCGACUUUCCGCUCGACAACGAUGCCCUGCGCAGCAUCUUCAGCGCCGCCAACGAGCUCUUUUUCGCCUCGCGCCUCGCCUGCCGUGUCGCCUGGGACUGGAGCCAUCCCGACAGCGGCCAGUACGAGAACCACAUCGUCGGCACCACGGCCCUGCGUCGCUGCGUCCGCCUCGGCGGUUGGGAAACGCUCAUCGUGCUUUCGUCGCCCAUCCUGCGCGACAACAAGUAUAACCGCCGACUUCUCAUCUCCACCUUUCUGCACGAAAUGAUCCACAGCUACAUGUUUGUCAUGUGCGGCACCAAGGCGAGCAAGUCUGGCGGACACACCGACGGCUUCCGACAGAUUGCCGCCAUGAUCGAUGACUGGGCCGGCAGGGAGUAUCUGCGCAUGAGCGACAUGGAAGCCGAUCUCGAGCGCUUUCGGGACCAUGACCGUUGCCUUGACGUCGAGCCGGCAUGGCACGACUACGACGCGGGGGGGCGCUAUCUCAUGCCGCCGUUGCCACCACUCCCGCACUCCUCCCACGAGCCUUCUCACCGCAGGCAGGACGACCAGGCACAAGGCGAGUGGCGGUGGAAUGGGCAUGAGGACUUUGGUCCGUACCCUUCGGCCUCGUCGUACCUCUACUCGGGCCAAUAA